Vigna umbellata (rice bean) is the source of this 1621-nucleotide messenger RNA. Its product is annotated as ATP synthase gamma chain, chloroplastic. Gene Ontology annotation, cellular component: chloroplast thylakoid membrane. The record is from RefSeq and is a predicted model, not a curated record. Gene Ontology annotation, biological process: proton motive force-driven ATP synthesis. Gene Ontology annotation, molecular function: proton-transporting ATP synthase activity, rotational mechanism. Lineage: Eukaryota; Viridiplantae; Streptophyta; Magnoliopsida; Fabales; Fabaceae.
UGUAACUUCCAUGGCAAUUGAGAAUCCUAACCCAACACAACACAAAACAACCCAUUAACACAAGGAGAGGAUAAGACCGCUCUCUCUCACACUCACAGAAACAAAAACAAGGAGGAAAAAAAAUCUCAAAAUAAAGCAACCAAACCUCAAUCUCCUCAAACACAAGAUCAACAAACAAUGUCUUGCUCCAAUCUCACAAUGCUUGUCUCCUCCAAACCUUCCCUCUCCGACCCCUCCAACCUCUCCUUCCGCUCCGUUCUCAACCCUUUUCAGCUACCUUCACAAAACCCAACUUCAUGCACCCCUUCACGCUCUUCCUCUACCCAGGUUCAGUGUGGUCUCCGAGAGCUCAGAACUCGCAUUGAUUCUGUUAAAAACACUCAGAAAAUCACUGAGGCAAUGAAGCUUGUGGCAGCUGCAAAAGUUAGAAGAGCUCAAGAAGCUGUGGUCAACGCAAGACCCUUCUCGGAGACCCUCGUUGAAGUCCUCUACAACAUCAACGAGCAGCUCCAAACCGAGGACGUAGACAUUCCUCUAACAAAGGUGAGGCCAGUGAAGAAGGUUGCACUUGUCGUGUGCACUGGCGAUCGCGGCCUCUGCGGCGGCUUCAACAACGCAAUCAUAAAGAAAGCCGAGAGUAGAAUUAAGGAGUUGAAGGAACUUGGUUUGGAAUACACUGUCAUCAGUGUUGGCAAAAAGGGUAACUCUUAUUUCCUUCGAAGGCCUUAUAUACCAGUUGACAGGUUUCUAGAAGGUGGUUCACUUCCAACUGCUAAGGAAGCUCAGGCUAUAGCUGAUGAUGUUUUCUCACUGUUCGUGAGCGAAGAGGUUGACAAAGUGGAGCUUCUGUACACUAAGUUUGUGUCAUUGGUGAAGUCAGAUCCCGUGAUUCACACUUUGCUUCCACUGUCACCAAAAGGAGAGAUUUGUGAUAUCAACGGUGUGUGUGUUGAUGCUGCUGAAGAUGAGUUCUUCAGGUUGACCACCAAGGAGGGAAAGUUGACUGUGGAGAGAGAUGUUGUGAGGACUAAGACUGCUGAUUACUCACCAAUUUUGCAGUUUGAGCAAGACCCAGUUCAGAUCCUUGAUGCUUUGUUGCCUUUGUAUUUGAACAGCCAGAUACUGAGGGCCUUGCAGGAGUCUCUGGCCAGUGAACUCGCUGCAAGAAUGAGUGCUAUGAGCAGUGCAACGGACAAUGCUUCAGAUUUGAAGAAGAGGUUGUCCAUUGUCUACAAUAGGGAGCGCCAGGCUAAGAUCACUGGUGAAAUUCUGGAAAUCGUGGCUGGUGCAAAUGCCUUACAAUAGUGCAAUUUGUAGGUUCUGGUUUGAUCUCAGGAGAUAAGCACCUAAUGCAUUAGAGUGAAGAAAUUGUUCUGGAGCUUCUCAAAGGAGGUCAACGUACCCUUUUAUGUCUGGUCUUCUCCUCAACUUGGUUCUGAUUUCUAAAGCAGAAAAGUUCAUUGUUCUUAUGAUGGAGCUGUAGGGAAAAGGAAUACGAGUACAGAGAACACCGAGUCUGAACAAAUUACUUGCAAAAAAAUGACAUGCAAUUUGUAUUUGUAUAAUAAAUCAUGUGAAAAGUAAUAUAAACCCUUUGCCAUCCAUGUAUUUGACAUUCGAA